AUGAAAUAAACAAGCUCCAAAGAAAUCUUGAAAAUACGAAUCCUUUGUGUAUGUUCCAGAAGAAAAAGAAAUAAUAGUUAAAAUCAGCAAAUGCUAUAAAUCUAUGCCAUCAUUAAGAAAAAUUUAGUCGGAUUUUAUGCCAAAAAUAAUCAAAGUAUAAGAAAACGAAAAAUUAAGAAUCAAGCAAUAGAGAAUAGAAAUCUAAGAUGA
This is a messenger RNA of Paramecium octaurelia, 210 nucleotides long. The record is from the annotation of a GenBank genome assembly. NCBI's taxonomy places the organism in Eukaryota, Ciliophora, Oligohymenophorea, Peniculida, Parameciidae.